Messenger RNA from Dictyostelium discoideum AX4, 552 nucleotides. RefSeq lists its product as hypothetical. Bases 1 to 552 code for a protein of 183 amino acids. The record is from RefSeq and is a predicted model, not a curated record. The transcript has a single exon. NCBI's taxonomy places the organism in Eukaryota, Evosea, Eumycetozoa, Dictyosteliales, Dictyosteliaceae.
AUGUACCAUUUAUAUAAAAAAGUAUUUGGUAAUAUUGUAUUAUCAAAAAAAAUAUUUUCAUAUUGUAGAUUAUAUAAAAAGAAUAUUUUCAUAACUUUUGAACAAAUACAAUCAUUAAUUGAAUACCAAGAAAGAGAGUAUAUUGAAAGUUUAUGUAUUGAAGAUAAACCUGAUCAUUUAUUGAAAGUUGGAGAUUUACCAAUAGGCGGUGUAUUAAAAAAUCUUACCAUUAACAGUUUAUCAAACUUGGAAUCUGGUGAAUGCGUACCACAUGGCGUUGAAGCCAUUACAUUAGUUCAUUCCUAUUUUGAAUAUCCUAAUAAUAAUUAUGAUGAUUCAUUUCAUUUAGAAAGUUUACCAUCAACAGUUCAUACCCUUAAACAUAUUUCAUUAUCAAAACCAAAAAAUGAAUCAAAUUGUGUAUUUGUUGUUCCACCAAAUUUUAAAUCAAUUUCAUUCAAUGAUUUUAUUCAAUGGUCAAUUUCAAAAGAAACUAAAAAUAAUUUUAUUCAAAUUCCAGAUAUUAGAUCAAAAUCAUUUCUUAAAAGUUGA